Rotaria socialis is the source of this 1392-nucleotide messenger RNA. NCBI's taxonomy places the organism in Eukaryota, Metazoa, Rotifera, Eurotatoria, Philodinida, Philodinidae. The record is from the annotation of a GenBank genome assembly.
AUGAGUCUUCUUUUCGUACUACCUGCCAGAGCAGUAAAUGGAAUGUGUCAUGUGUUUGUAAAAUUGAAUACUAUCUAUACGCGAAUAUCUUCUUAUCUAGCUUCUAAUGGCUCAGUUCACCGUCAUGGUCAAUCUGUGGCCAUUGAAAAUCGACGUACAUCAACUAAAUUCAAUAGUCAACUAGCAUUAUUAACCGCUGAGUCGCCAAAAGAUGAAGUCGUAUUGAAAAGACGUCUGGGUUUAUUUUCGGGAGUCUGUAUUGUUAUUGGAACUAUUAUUGGUUCUGGAAUAUUUAUUUCUCCGAAAAGUAUUUUAGAAGAAACAAAAUCUGUUGGUCUCUGUUUGAUUAUUUGGACCAUAUGUGGACUAAUUUCGAUACUUGGUAUGGUGUUGAGAGAAACAUUUCCAGUUGGAGUAGACAUCUAUGUGUUCUUUCUAGGAGCUCUUUGCUAUGCUGAAAUCGGUGCAGUGAUACCGAGAAAUGGUGCAGAAGUAGCUUAUUUGAAAGAAGGUAUUGGAUCAGUUCACGGACGAACAGGUGAUAUAUUAGCGUAUCUAUUUAUUUGGACAAGUACAUUAAUCACUACACCAUCAACUAUUGCUGUUAUUUCUCUCACUUUUUCGCGAUAUUUCUUGUCGGGUGUUAUGGGCGAUUCAUAUUUAGAUUGUGGACCUUCAAAAGAACUUGUAACAAUCUUUGCAAUAUUUACUAUUCGUAUAUUACUUUUUUUUCUCUCUCGUUCUGUUUAUUAUUUAUAUUUAUGUCGUCCAUUUAAAGUUAUGCUCAUCAAUGUUAAUGCGAUCAGUGUAUCAGCAGCAAAUCGUCUUAAUAUUAUUUUUGUCAUUUGUAAAGUUUUGACUAUUAUGACAGUAAUCAUAGUUGGUCUUGUACGAAUAGGACAAGGACAUACAUUGAAUUUGAAACAUAGUUUUCAUGGUACAACAACUAAACCAUUUGGUGUUGCACUUGCAUUUUAUAAAGGUCUUUUUGCAUAUGGUGGAUGGAAUAAUCUAAAUUCAGUAACAGAAGAACUCAAAAAUCCCAAAAGAAAUCUAUGGUUGUCUGUCGUAUUGGGCCUACCGUCGGUUAUUGUUCUUUACGUUCUUACGAAUAUUUCUUAUUUCACUGUGAUGAACAAAGUGGAACUACUUAGUUCCGAUGCUGUUGCUGUUACAUGGGCUCAAGUAGCAUUAGGUCCUGCUGUUCGUGCACUACCCAUUCUCAUUUCUAUCAGUGCAUUGGGAAGUGCUAGCGCCAUCUUAUUUGGUGGUGCUCGAUGUUGUAUGGUUGGUGCUCAAUAUGGAUAUUUACCUGAACUCUUUGCCUGUAUUCAAAGUCAAAGAUUAACACCAUUACCAGGUGUUGUCCUUCUGGUUGUAUUAUCUAUUUGA